Orussus abietinus is the source of this 2280-nucleotide messenger RNA. It is a transcript of the gene Dnai2, whose product is annotated as dynein intermediate chain 3, ciliary. The transcript is spliced from 10 exons. Gene Ontology annotation, cellular component: outer dynein arm. Bases 37 to 1833 code for a protein of 598 amino acids. Lineage: Eukaryota; Metazoa; Arthropoda; Insecta; Hymenoptera; Orussidae. The record is from RefSeq and is a predicted model, not a curated record. Gene Ontology annotation, molecular function: dynein light chain binding; dynein heavy chain binding. Gene Ontology annotation, biological process: cilium movement; outer dynein arm assembly.
CCGUGCGAUUUACUUUCGAAUACAAUACGAGGCAAGAUGGAGGAGCCACGGUACGAAUACACGAAGCCUAGGUCAAAAUUUGGAAAACGCUGUAACUUUUCCAAUUACGAUUCGAUUGACGUAAAUAUGCUCUCGGAAGCUGCGGCUCAGGCUGAACAUUUUAAAAGAAUAGAUCCCAUCACCGAAGGUACCCAAUUAAGCAAGUUGUACGGUUUGCACACGAAUAAUACAGCAACGGCAACCUACGAAGAAGAUGGAAUGCAUCACGUCGAAGGUGGCUGGCCAAAGGACAUAAACCCGCACGACCAGGAACAGACCGUCCGAUAUCGCAGGAAGAUCGAGAAGGAUGAAUUAUUCGUCCAUACGAUGCAACACCUGAUGCCUCCAAUGGAACACACGAUCCUGCAGAACAAUGCCUCCGACAUAUACGAGCAUUAUUUCACCGACAGUGCCCCAGCUUCGCUCGUUCAGCGCAGAUCUUGCAGAACGGUGAACGUUUAUCGAGACUUGGUGCCGAUCAAAAGACCGGUUACUCAUCUUUCCUGGUCCCCGGACCAAGGAGUUAGACUGGCAGUGAGCUACUGCCACACGGACUUCGAGAGGCCAAUCAAUUGCAGCCCCGUGUCCUACAUUUGGGACGUAGAGAGCCCGAACAAUCCUUUCGUUACGCUGCGACCACUCUGUCCGGCUCUGGCGACCGAGUACAACCCUAAAGAUGGGAACUCCCUGGUCAGCGGACUGAUGUCCGGCCAGGUGGCUCUCUGGGACGUGAGACGGGGUGCUCUUCCCAUCGAAAGGACCCCUCUCGAGACCAGCCACAGGGACCCGUGCAACAAGGUGCUCUGGAUAAAUGCCAAAACCGGAACGGAAUUGUUCAGCGCCUCCAAGGAUGGUCAGAUCAAGUGGUGGGACACCCGGAAGAUGAAGUCGCCUACCGAGACCUUGGUCAUGGACCUGGUGAAGCCCGAAGAGCAGGACGUCGCCAGGGCGACCGGGAUUUCCUCUCUUCACUUCGAGCCCACCAUGGGGUCUCGUUUUCUGUGUGGCCUUGAAAAUGGAAUCGUCGUCUCUGGAAAUCGCAAAGGCAAGACACCCGGGGAACAGAUGGCGGUCAGGUUUCGAGCACAGCAUGGACCGGUGGUAGCUAUCGAGAGGAAUCCGACUUUCGUGAAGAACUUCUUCACGGUCGGGGACUGGACGGUCAGGAUCUGGUCGGACGAGUGCAGGGAGUCCUGCAUAGCUUGGACCCCCGGUCACAGAGACGCCCCAACGGGAGGCUCGUGGAGCGCAACGCGUUAUUCCGUCUUCUACGUCUCCAAAGCUGACGGAAGUCUCGACGCGUGGGACUUCCUCGUUCAGCAGGACUCCCCGAUUCUUAGCGUCAAGGUUUGCGAUGAUCCCCUUACGUACGUAAGAUCUCACGAACAUGGACAGCUGAUCGCAGUUGCGAGUAAGAACGGGACUACGUACAUGCUCGAGUUCUCGGAAGCAUUUGUGGCCAACCAACGCUCCGACAAAUUUCUUUUCACUGCGCUUCUCGAUAGGGAGACUCGUCGCGAGAAGGUGAUCGAGGCUAAAAACCGAGAAAUUAGGCUCAAAAUGAAGGCGGUGCGACCUUCCGAUGCAGCAACCGCUGGUGGAGCGGAAUCGGAUCAAGCUAGAGCCGAUCUUCGGAACUGUAACCCUAAACUGGAUCCUCUCGUGGAGCAAUAUGAACAAGAUUAUGAGACCGCUGUCCACGAGGAGAUCACCAGGAGAAUGUCUCUCGAGAAUUCGGAGGUGAACAAUAACGAGCCGCAGAAUGCAACGUGGACCGGAAACCGAGAAAUCUAGAUUACUUGAAUUUUUUUUUUUUUUCUUUCUACUCUAGUCUGAUGUAUCGUUAUUACUCUAAAAAAUGUAUCCCGGAGUAUUUUCUACUCUUACGGACAUGAGGCCAACCUUCACGGGAAAAAUGUGACGACGGGGACGAACAGGUGGUGACCUUGCCUUGAACACCUGUUGACUGUUCCCUCACCCGAAUGCAUUCGCGGCAGACUGCAACUCUAUUUCCGUCCUGCUCCUAGUUCGCCGCUUAUCGAUCGACCGUCGCAGUUCCACCCUGGUAUUCCCUUAGUAUACUUUAAACAAAGUCGAAUUGAAUUAUAUAAAUAACGUUACCCGAACAUUCUUCCGUGGAAACUCUAAUCCUGGUUCGGAAUCACGGAAGGAUCUGCCGUGCGUGAAAGGAUUACUUGUAGAAACGGAGGGACGUCGUUAGGAAAUCCGUCACUUUUCAAC